AUGGCGAGCAGUCGGAAUCUAUCUACCUAUCUAUCCCUGAAAGAACAACAGUACUACCUCGCGAGGCGAGGCUACGAAUCCAUCGCGACGCGAGAUUGGGGACCUCCGGGGCUGCGUACGGGAGCCGGGAGGGGGAGUGUUAUCGAUGCAGCCGAGAGCAGAAAAGGCAAGAAGAGAGUGCUGCGGGCGCGGCGAGUGCGCGAGGCACGAGGAAGACGAGACGAGACGAAACAACGCGAGAGCCUGGAACUGGAAGUGAAACUGAAACGUGCGCCGCUUCAGGUGCACUCGUGGGCCGGCGUGCUUGGUUGGGCCUAG
This is a messenger RNA of Miscanthus lutarioriparius, 318 nucleotides long. Lineage: Eukaryota; Viridiplantae; Streptophyta; Magnoliopsida; Poales; Poaceae. The record is from the annotation of a GenBank genome assembly.